UGUAAUUUUUGGCCGGCUCUGUGGAAAUGAACGUGGCUUCUUUUGGAUAUUGUUCUCAUCUUAGUUUUCUAGGAAUAUUAAUGUAAAGUGUCUAUGUUCAUUCUUUGAUAACCUGUUACUGGGAGAGGCUCUGGAGCCGCAGGAUGACCUGAAGGUGUCCGCGGCAUGCUCCUGUCGGUGGACGCCAGCGCUGCCGCCGCCAUACAUGCCUAUAUCCUGGGGUAGGACGCACCAUCCCAUCGGAGCCAGUAACUUCGGCAGACGCCGAUCCUGUUUGAGAAAUUUAACGAUAUCUGCGGCCCAGACGGAAACAUCUGUCUGCAGUCGCUGUGACAGUUUGAGGCGGAAGGUGUGGCUGCGUGACGGGUCCGUGUUUAUGUCGAGCCGCAGCGGUAGCCAGCUGACUCUCUACACGGCAACUUGCUCGAUCUACCGAGGGCUGUAAACGUGUGCCGAAGUGUCACCCCUGCCUGGGUGCCAUGGUCCUCUGUUACACAUGAGCUCUACUAUGUGGUACAUCAUGCAGAGCAUUCAGAGUAAAUACUCCUUGUCCGAGCGGCUCAUCCGCACCAUCGCCGCCAUCCGCUCAUUUCCACACGACAACGUGGAGGAUCUGAUUCGUAAGGGCGCUGACGUAAACCGGAUGCAUGGGACCCUCAAACCCCUUCACUGUGCCUGUAUGGUAGCUGAUGCCGACUGUGUGGAGCUGCUGUUGGAGAAGGGCGCAGAGGUGAAUGCUCUGGAUGGUUAUAACCGCACGGCUCUGCACUACGCUGCAGAGAAGGACGAGAGCUGCGUGGAGCUGCUGUUGGAGUACGGCGCCCAGCCGAACGCGCUGGACGGCAACAAGGACACGCCCCUCCACUGGGCCGCCUUCAAAGACAACCCGGAGUGUGUGAGGGCCCUGCUGGAGAGCGGGGCCUGCCCCAAUGCCCGGGACUACAACAAUGACACGCCUUUGAGCUGGGCAGCAAUGAAGGGCAAUCUGGAGAGCGUCAAGGUUCUGUUAGACUACGGCGCCCAGGUCCAUGUGACCAACCUGAAGGGUCAGACCCCUAUAUCCCGGCUGGUGGCCCUGCUGGCCCGAGGCCUGGGCACGGAACAGGAGGAAGAGUGCUUGGAGCUGCUUUGCCGAGCGGCGGGGCGCUUCGAGAUCCGGCGGCCUGACGGCACCCUUCCCAAGGAGCUGAGCAAAGACCCCCAGCUGCUGGCGAGGCUGUCCAACAUGGUGGCUCAGGCGCCCACGCUGCGCUCGCUGGCGCGCUGCGCCAUACGGCAGAGCCUCGGAGUGCAGUUCCUCCCCACCGCCGUGAAAGAGCUUCCCCUACCUGAAACGGUUAAAGACUAUCUACUACUGAGAGACUGAUGACGGCGGCGGCGGCGGCGGGGGAGGAUCCUCAGACCUCAUGGGCUGAUGAUUAAACAGCUCGUCAUACUGCUUUUAUUGGCAAGUCGAUACAGAUGUAUGUCUUUUUUUAUUGUCUUGUAUUUACACAACAUCUGGAUGAGGAGUGAUUUAAGUGCAGACUGCUGUGUUUAAUCAGUGUCAUGUGAAUGAACAAGGCAGGACUUGCACACUUUCAACUAAACAGCUGUUGGUUUUUCUUUGAAGUCUGGUAGCAAAAAGAAACAACCCCUUCCCCCCCCCCCGCCAAACUAAAGCAACAGAUUUGCUCGACUUCCUCGUGGGAAUAAACCAAGAUCAAACAAGUUCUUUGAUCACUUAGCUAUGUUCUAAAAAGCUAUUCAUUAGAAUAUUUUAGAAUGCUUAUUAUUACUCAUUUUUGCUUGAUUAGGUUUGUAAAUGAAACUGUGUCGGACUCAGAAGAUGGCUUUGUUUAAAAAUGAUAAGAAACGUACAGUGACAUGCUUUCAGCAUGCGGGAAUAAAAAAGAAAUAAGUCAGUUGAUGAAUGACGUAAUUAUGAAGGUUUUCCAGUACUUUUUGUGAGAUGCAAUACCUGGGAAGCGUAACCAUAACCUUUUAACUUCUCCACAUUUUACCACACGACAACCACAAAAUUUCAAAAGUAGAUUAUAUUUAUGGUGAGAAAAUAAUUGAUGCUUCAAAGUGACCAUCUUCUUUACAAUAUAGUUCAAGCUCAUUCAGAUUACAUGGAGAGCUUCUCUGGACGUCUGUGUUUAAUAUCUUGCCUGACAUUCUCAGUUGGAUACAGGUCUGAACUUUGACUAGACCAUGUAACACAUGAGUAUUAUAUUAAAGUUAUUUUCCUGCUGGAAGGUGAACCUCUGCAGAACCCACCCCCUCUGCCCACACACACAUUUUUCAAAUCUAACCAAAACAGUCUCAGACAUUUUGAGUUUGGUCAGUUCAGGUUUUUGCAGCAAAAGUUUUGUUUGUGUUGCUACCACUUUAAGGAUUUUAAUAACAGUUUGAGGGUGGUUCAGCAGAGCCCAACCACACCCCUUCAACCUUACCAAAAUCAGUUAAAAAUGAUGUGUAAUGUUUGGACGCAAAGAAAUUUGGUUUGUGCUGAAAAUAUGAAGGUGUAAAAGAACAAAAAUGACACCACUUUUGUUUUGCUGUGACAUUUAUGUGUUUUUCUUUAGUAUCUUUGACACUAUGACGGCAGAGAAAAUAUUUUUACUUCAUUUAACUUCCCUGCGGUGCUCACGCACUUAAACAUGGAUAAUUCACCAUCCACUUCACAGUUGUCUUCUACUUUGUGAAGCCCCACAAAGUAGGGGAGUUAACAUAAACUCCCACUAAAAUACACUGAAAGUUGUGGUUAUAACGUGUUGAAAUGUGGAAAAGUUGAAAGACGUUGAACUUUUUUUUGCCAGGCACUGUGUUGAAAUAAUUUGUAUGAUACGUUUUGGUUGUGAUCAGUUUGUGAUAUUCACUAAGAAAAUAGCAUUAAACACAAACACACACACACACACCUAUUUGGAGCAGGAAAGAUUGUACCAGAUGGGAACAAUUGUAUUUAUGUUGUAGCAGCAGAGUGAAGCUGAUUAUUAGUGUUGGUUUCACUUAAGUGUGCCAGGUAGUCUUCUGAAUAUGUUCAACGCUAACAAAAGUGGUAUCACCACGCCUGCUGUCAUGUUUGACUCUCUGUUUAUUUGGGCUUUAUUGAGUGUUGUUUUUUUUUUUUUUUGUUUCUACAAUGGAGGUUUAAACUCGCAAAACAUUUUCAAGGGUGCUCACGGGUUCCAAAACUGAAGUCACUUUGUUUUAAAUUCAAUGUUUAAAUGUUAAAACCAUCAAAUGGCAUGAUGAGUAAGUUUUGUCUUUUGUAAAGCCACUCAAUGAGCUGGCAAAAAUUUGUUGGAGGUCUGAAAUCUGACCGUUUCUUAAACUUAUUUUGUCUGACUGUUCUGUAAAUAUACAUUUAAAUUAACCAUACAAUUAGUUCUUGUGUAUGCCUGCAAAGGUGCUGCUUUUCUUUGUCAAUAUAAUGCAAGUAAAUGCCUUUUUCUUUGCC
Xiphophorus maculatus (southern platyfish) is the source of this 3445-nucleotide messenger RNA. It is a transcript of the gene asb8, whose product is annotated as ankyrin repeat and SOCS box containing 8. Bases 497 to 1366 code for a protein of 289 amino acids. The transcript has 4 exons. The record is from RefSeq and is a predicted model, not a curated record. Gene Ontology annotation, molecular function: protein binding. Gene Ontology annotation, biological process: intracellular signal transduction. NCBI's taxonomy places the organism in Eukaryota, Metazoa, Chordata, Actinopteri, Cyprinodontiformes, Poeciliidae.